Messenger RNA from Exophiala mesophila, 2920 nucleotides. RefSeq lists its product as uncharacterized. The record is from RefSeq and is a predicted model, not a curated record. Gene Ontology annotation, molecular function: double-stranded telomeric DNA binding. The transcript has a single exon. NCBI's taxonomy places the organism in Eukaryota, Fungi, Ascomycota, Eurotiomycetes, Chaetothyriales, Herpotrichiellaceae. Gene Ontology annotation, biological process: telomere maintenance via telomere lengthening. Bases 333 to 2780 code for a protein of 815 amino acids.
AAAGCCUAAAAUCGAGAUAAUUGACAGAGACAUGCAUCUCAUCACGUGAGAUGAGACGACGGGGAGUGCCUGCCUUGAAAUUUGUCCCUGGACGCGUGUCACGCGCCUGCUGUUUCUGGCUUGCCAAGACCUCGCGUUUGAACCAAGAGACAAACGCGACGACGACGCAAGGCUGCUGCUGCUGCUGCUGCGCUGCCCGCUUCUUCUUCGUCCAUGACCUCGCCACAACAUCCACAUCUUUAGGGUUAUUAACCCUAAGACUCUAUCAAGUCCCCCCAAACUUCAUCAUCUCUUGUUGUUCUUCGUUCUGAUCGCAUGCUAGUCAUCCCACCAUGGCCCCUCGCAAAGCUGCAAGGUCAGUCAGCAGAAGAAGUACACCUCAGUCCCCGCCUAAACCACCCGCUUCUCUAUCUUCACCCUCCUUAGCUUCUCAGAUUCACGACAAACAGCCCAGCCGCUCACGCAGUCGUGAAACUUCAGUGCUCGAGAGACCACAUCAGCACCAGCCGAACCCAAACGCUCGAAGCCUGUCUACCCUUGGCGAAAACGAUGAGGACGCCAAUCUAACUUCGCUGGGUCCUCGUUCAGCCCCAUCGUGGUCCGAUCAUUCUGAAUCCAUGAGCCAGGACUUUCAGGCCGACCUUGACGAACUUGAUCGAGAUACUGUCAUCGAUGACCUGAGGGAUCUCUACCAUAACUCCAAAGCCCUUCUUUCACUCUUCUCUAGUCCUGGUCACCAGAGCCUCUCCUCAAUAAUUGCCCAAGUCUCUCAGCCAACCUCAUUGAUCGGUCGACGGUUUCGACAUCAAGCCAGGAAUCUCCAGAGAACUCGCCAAAGCUUUGGUGAGAAUGACCUCAUCAACCCGAGCCUCAUCGUAUGCAAAGUCGCAGGGGCUACUGAUGUAUCCCAGGUCGAGGAUGCACUAUGGAGACCAGAUGCCAUCCUCUAUCUGGCAAACAUAUCUCUUCAGCUCAUCUCCUUGUUCAUGACUUCGCCUGAGGAUCGCAACCACCUAUCAUUCAUGUAUAACAAUUUCCCUAAUCACUUUGCCGGCCCACCUGGCAGUCCUUUUGCUCUGAAGUCUAGCAAGACCACUUCUGAGCUCGUGUUGGAAAUUACCACCCAGCUCUUUCUCCAUAACGCCACCGAACAAUACACUCGCUCCGAUUUUGACCCACACCAACACCUGCAAGCCGUCUUUUGGGACGACCCCGACCGCUUGCUCCGAGAUUAUGAUGCUGAUAUGGAAAGCAAAGCCCUCGCCAGGGUCAAAAUGCUCCAAGAUCAGCUCGACUCAGACCUGGACCUUGCCACACAACUUCGAAAUCUUAGUGAGCGUUUUCCAUGGUCCAAAUUUCUCCGUCGAGUUCUUCAAUGGUCAACUGAACGAGCAACCGAAUUAGACCGCAUUAUCGCGUCUCAAAGUGGAGUGGACAAGAUUGUCGACUCACUCAUCAAGGACGACCCUCAGAGCGGCACCGAAUCCCUAGACACAACGAGUGAAUCGGGUCCCUCUGACCACGAAACCACUUCGCCCCAAGCCACCACACACACUCAGCUGGAUGAUGCAAAUGAAACCCAUCUUACUCGCGCUUCCACGCCGUCCAAGCCGCUCACCGGAGUACGUAUGCAUGUAGAAUACCAACAACUGAAGAAAGAAAAAGCAAGACACGCCGCUCAAGUUUUGGGAUUAACUCAGCGUGCGAACCGUCGCAGUCCCGCUGCGGAGCCAUUGCGAGAAAUCCCGCAAUCACCAACUCCUGUAGAAGAUUCCCUUGAUGCUCAAGACGAUGAUGCCAAUCCCAACGAUCAACUUCUGGGAGCCCAAGAAGACGAUAAUCUUGAUCAAGACGGCGUCAUGGGCGAUCAUGAUUUGUGGGCGCCACCCGCGAAUGUCUCAUCACCGCCAGAGAUUGUUCCCACUCAAACAACUGCCAUCAUCAUGCAAACUCUCGCCAGAAAAGCCGCUGAAAGAGAAAAAGACAAAGGGGGCAUACUUCCAAAGAGGUCACUCUUGGACAGACAGGCUACUGCAACCAGGGAGGAAUGGACUGCCGAUCCUGACUUUGAUAGCGUACCGAUGCCUGAACCCAUCCAGCGAGCCCAAAAGCGGCCCUCCCCCGUUCACAGUAGCCAAAGUGGUGAAGAGGAAGACUUCGAGGAGGAUAGUCGGCCGCACAAAAAAGCACACCACACUGUUGGUAGGCAAGGCGUGUCGAAGAGCAUGCACUCGCAACAGCCCUUUUUCACAAACAAUACCCGAAAUGUCAGGCCCGAUCCCGACUCUCGCCGCCCCCAGUUGAUUUCGAAUCUCCAGAGCCUCUCAUCCACGGCGCCACUUCGUACCGCCCAACCAUCAAGCUUCCCAGUAGCUGCUGUGCCGCAAGCAAGCCAAGCAGUUGUUGCGAAUUUGGAAGCCAAAGUGCUGACUGCCCAGGCUCGCGAAUGGCACCAUCCCAAGACUCAAGUUCGCAUUCCAUGGAGCGAACAAGAGACUGAACGGCUCAUUGAAAUGGUUGGCCACUUUCACACCCAAUGGUCGGCCAUAAUGAAGAGAGACCUGGUGCACGAGGACGGCCCUCGACUCCAGAACCGCAAUCAAGUCGCCCUCAAGGACAAAGCACGAAACAUCAAGAUGGAUUUCCUCAAAUCAAGGCGAGCCUUGCCCCCUGGAUUCGAGGAUGUGUCUAUUACCGCGAGGGACAGGGAAAACUUGAUGAUGAUGGGCGUCCAUCUUUCUGAAGGCCGAUAUACUGGCCCAAAUCUGAAGUUGCAAUGAUGCCCAUACCUCGGAAACCCAUACAAAUUUCAUUGACUGCCGUUCUCCAUCCUGGUUCCGGUUUCGAUACGGAUUGGAUUGUGAUAUUAUUAUUUAGAUACCCAUCGAUUCUACUCGGGGCGGGCGCUCUCGUGUUUGGG